Messenger RNA from Ochotona curzoniae (black-lipped pika), 6856 nucleotides. RefSeq names its product zinc finger and SCAN domain containing 20 (gene ZSCAN20). Gene Ontology annotation, cellular component: nucleus. NCBI's taxonomy places the organism in Eukaryota, Metazoa, Chordata, Mammalia, Lagomorpha, Ochotonidae. Gene Ontology annotation, molecular function: RNA polymerase II cis-regulatory region sequence-specific DNA binding; DNA-binding transcription activator activity, RNA polymerase II-specific. The record is from RefSeq and is a predicted model, not a curated record. Gene Ontology annotation, biological process: regulation of transcription by RNA polymerase II. The transcript has 7 exons. The coding region runs from base 123 to 3218 and encodes 1031 amino acids.
CCUUUGUCUUUCUGCCUUCAGAGCCUUGGGAAGCAGCCCUUGUCACACAAGCCCCAAAAAGGACACUGUCCAUGCAGAAAGCUGAAGACAGCCCAGCUGAAGUGAGGCAUCUGGGCUAGACCAUGGCUGUGGUCUUGGACUCUCGGUCCCAGGCCUCUCCCCCAUCAGAGGCUGAAGACCUCCUGAUUGUGAAACUGGAAGAGGACUCUUGGGACUCGGACCCCAAACUCCUGGACAGGCACCAUGAGCCUGUUCCCGGCCCUGAGGCCUCCCGCCGGCGCUUCCGACAGUUUCAGUACAGGGAUGCGGCUGGGCCCCAUGAGGCCUUCAGCCGGCUCUGGGCUCUCUGUUGUCGUUGGCUGAGGCCAGAGAUCCGCCUCAAAGAGCAGAUCCUGGAGCUGCUGGUGCUGGAGCAGUUCCUGACAAUCCUACCCAGGGAGGUCCAGACCUGGGUGCAGGCGCGCCAUCCCGAGAGUGGGGAGGAAGCGGUAGCUCUGGUGGAGGACUGGCACCGCGAGGCCCGGGCAGCAGGACGGCGGGAACUGGAACUGUGUGCAAAAGAGGCCAAGUCUUUAAAGGCAGUGCGAGAAUCUCAGAGCUUCCAGCUACAGGCAGUAGAUCACUGGCCUGAGGGACCAUCCCAGAAGCAGUGGGUGAAGAAUUCAUGUCGCGAUCUUCCCAAGCAUCUGAAUCCUAAGAUGGCACCACAGCCCUUGAAAGAGAGUGCUAUCCUCACUCCCCAAGUCCCUGCUCUCGCAAAGAUGGGCAGCAUUGGAGAUUGGGAGGUGACAGUCGAGUCCCAGGAAGCCUUGGGUCCCGGCAAGCAAGUGGAGAAGGAGUUCUGUGAGGACACCGUGGGAGAUGACUGUGGGGACCAUGUGUGCCUGGGAGUUCCAGUUUCAAAGGCUAGCAACACCUCACAGCAAGAGCAAGGAUCAGAAUUUUGGGGUUUAAGCCUUGUAAAUUCCACGAAAAGGAACUCUGCAGAUGAUAUCCUGGAUAAUGAACAAGCAAAAGCAGCCCCAGCACUGGCCUGGAAGGACUCAAAGGCCUGGGAGGAACAGUGCCAGUGGGACGUGGAGGACAUGAAGGUAUCAGGCGUUCACUGGGGCUACGAGGAGACCAAGACUUUUUUGGCAAUUUUGAGUGAGUCUCCCUUCUCUGAAAAGCUCCGGACUUGCCACCAAAACCGCCAGGUGUACCGAGCCAUUGCAGAGCGACUAAGAGCUCGGGGCUUCCUACGGACACUAGAGCAGUGUCGUUACAGGGUCAAAAACCUCCUGCGGAACUACCGGAAGGCCAAGAGCAGCCACCCCCCAGGGACCUGUCCUUUCUAUGAGGAGCUGGAGGCCUUGGUGCGGUCUCGGAUGACUGUCAGGGCCACAGGCGGUCCGGGAGAGGCCAUGGCACUGCCCAGGCUGGGGGAUAGUGAUGCAGAGAUGGAUGAGCAGGAGGAAAGAGGCUGGGAACCAGAGGAAACAGCAGAAUGCUGUAACGGUGCAGUCCCAGCCACUGACGAGUCCAGCCAGGGACACAAGAUCUCAGGGCACCCAACGCUGCUACAAAGUCGAAUUGCAGGUGUGCACUGGGGCUAUGAGGAAACCAAGGCCUUCCUGGCAAUCCUCAGUGAAUCUCCAUUCUCUGAGAAGCUCCGCACCUGUCACCAGAACAGCCAGGUGUACCGGGCCAUCGCAGAGCGGCUGUGUGCCCUGGGCUUCCUGCGGACAUUGGAACAGUGUCGCUACCGAUUCAAAAACCUCCUUCGAAGCUAUCGCAAAGCCAAGAGCAGCCAUCCACCUGGGACGUGCCCUUUCUAUGAGGAGCUGGAUUCGCUGAUGAGGGCUCGGAUCGCAGUCAGGGCCCUGGGGGCUGUCCAGGAGAGCACCAGGGGCCACACGGAGGCUGACAGUGUUGAGGUCUGGGGUGAGGUGGCAGGUGGAGAUGCCAUGAGGCCUAAAACUCCAGACACAGGCUUUGAGAUGAGGUGUGAGGAUGAAGAUGAGACUUGGGAGCAGGACAUUCUUGAGGAGUCUCCCGGACACUUAUCACAGUGUAUUCCAGAUGCUGUUUGCCGCGCUCGUGGCUGGGAGGAAGACAGUGACCAUGAGAACAGUGGUGAGGGGGAGUUGGAGGACCCCCCAGAGGAACAGUGGGAGGAGUGUUCAUCUGAAGAGGACUUAGAAAAACUCAUUGACCACCGAGGCCUGUAUCUUGCAGAGAAACCCUACAAGUGUGACAUCUGUGUGAAGAGCUUCAGCCAGAGCUCCCACUUCCUGGCUCACCAGCAGGUGCAUACAAAUGAGAAGGCCCCUAAACGCCUGGUGUGUGGGAAAGGUUUUCAUGACUGCUCCGACCUCAGUACCCAUCAGGGACUCCACACUGGACAGCAACCCUACACAUGCCUCCAGCAUGAGCAGAGCUUUAGCGAUCGCUCCAGUUUGGUCACUCAUCAGAGAAUCCACAUGGGUGAGAAGCUCCAUCAGUGUGGGGAAUGCUGGGAAAGCUUUAACCAGAGCUCGAGCCUUCUGAAGCAUCAGAAGGUCCACUGGGGAGGAGAUCCUGACCAGCGCAGUGAGCCUGGGGAGAGCUCGGGCAGAAGCCCAUCUCGUAGUGCUCACUGGAGGGGCUGCACAGGGGAGACGACUCCCGAGGAAGCUCCAAGUAGCAGGAAGAGCCUGCCACCCAGCACCCACUUAGAAGAGAAACUCUAUCAGUGUUCGGAAUGUGGCAGAAGCUUCUCCAAGAGUUCUGCUCUCAUCAGCCACCAAAGAAUCCACACAGGUGAGAAACCCUACGAGUGUGGCGAGUGUGGGAAGAGCUUCAGCAAGAGCUCCACCCUGGCCAACCACCAGCGGACCCACACCGGGGAGAAGCCGUACAAGUGUGUGGACUGCGGCAAGUGCUUCAGCGAGCGCUCCAAGCUCAUCACGCACCAGAGAGUGCACACGGGCGAGAAGCCCUACAAAUGCCUCGAGUGCGGGAAGUUCUUCCGUGACCGCUCUAACCUCAUCACCCACCAGAGGAUCCACACCGGGGAGAAGCCCUACCGGUGCCGGGAGUGUGGCAAAUGCUUCAACCAGAGCUCCAGCCUAAUUAUCCACCAGAGGACCCACACUGGAGAGAAGCCCUACAAGUGCACAGAGUGUGGCAAAGACUUCAACAACAGCUCCCACUUCAGUGCCCACCGCAGAACCCACACAGCUGGGAAGGCAUCGUAGGAGACCCUCCCCGAGCACAAGCACAGAAGGCAACCAGUGUUUACCUCCCCCAAGGGCACAGGACACAUGCUAAAAAGAAGUCCACCUGUUUGUAAACUGAGUGUACACCCAGGGAGGUUAUCUUGGUAUGAUCCAGGUAAUUUGGAAGUGAAUGCAGACACUAAGGAUCCACACUGGAGUGUUGCUUGUUCUUCUCCUGUAAGAAAACAAACAAACAAAACACACUACAUAAUCUUCAGGCUGUCCUUGUGUUUGCUGUGAGAGCUUCCAUAGUGUUUGAGCCUAACUGGGCACGUAGAAGAGUAGGAUUAAAGUAGUGAGCCCACCACUGAGUCCAGCGGCAGUCAUCAACCCUGGCUUUGCCAGUACAGCGUCUCCAUGCAUACACCCCUUAUCUGCGGUGGCUUGUCAUGUGUGGCAGUCUAUAGUUGGAAUCUGUUCUCACAGAACUUUAAGACUUGAUGGGGAAGGGGAGAGAGGCACAAUUGAGAAUUGGUAGCCAAAACAGUCCGUCAUAAGGUCAGCCAAAGUGUAGCAAUGAUAAUGACCCUACCGUAGAAUCAUUAGCAGUGGUGAGAACAGGCAGUGUUUAUUAAGCGUUUGCCCCUUGGCCGGCUCUGUGCUACGUACUUACAACAGCAUCUUGCUGAAUCCUCACGGCAGCCCCAGGACAGCUCCUGGUGUUCUCCCCGUUCCCCGAAGGAGAAAGCCGAGGUCGGGGCCACUGGAGUGAUUUGUGAGCUGGUGUGACAGGAGUCAGGCCAGUCUGGCUGUCUCCCGAGCCUGACACACCCUUCCGUUUAGGGCAGGGAUUUGGGUGCCAGGAUCUCAGACACUUUGCGGAUCAUUUCUUGUAUAAUCACAUCACGAGUUCUCCUUUGAACAAAUAUGCAAGCUGAGAACAGACUUGGGCUCUUCGGUCCUGGUGAAGGGCUUUGAGCACAGCCAAGCUCUUAGCAGAGCACUCAGGAGUUCCAUCUGGAUGGUGCCCAGGGUGAGAGAGACAGGCAGACACUGGACACGGGGACCCAAGGGAUGUUGCUCCCAGUGGGGUCUUGCUUUCACUGAGCCAGUGGGGCUUGAGUGUCUCUUUCCUCGGGGAUCAGCCGUGCUUCCUGUUAAAUCAAGGUUAAGCCUUCCAGGGUGCCAGGGCUGCUCGCCAGCCCUUACAGCCUCGUGCUUUUGCCUGUCUGGCCUUUUCCCCUUUGGUGUGGUGACUCCCAUGCCAGACAGGUGGAAGGAGCUGAUGUCUCCACUGACAGGACCUUGGACACUGCUGCACAUUCCAGAUUCUGGUGCCACUUUAUCCUAAGUCAUGUUGCAGGUCCACCCAUACUUUCCCCUUACUGCCCAGGCAGACCAGCCUCCCACCUGGACAGCUAAGUCAGAAAGGCUUUGGGCUCUAGAGCCUCUCCUUACAAGCAUUUCCUUUGGAUUUUAAAGGAAGACCCCUCAGGUGAUAGCACCUCUGACAUUGGGUUAAGUUAUGGCCUUGGGAAAUCCCUGUCUGAACAUGAUGACUGGAAGACUGGAGCUCUGGAUUCCUAUGCAGGGAAGUCAGAGGAGAGGUGGGGCACUGCACCCUUGCCAUGCCCCAGAACCUGCCUUCCCAAGCACUGGGAACACCACCUGUCACCUCCUUCCCUGUGGGCCCUUCCUGGAUCACAUUCCCUCAGGGCAGGAGUCAUGGGUGAGGUUUGGAUGGAAACCAGCGUAUGUUGUUAUCUGCAAGGGGAAGGUGGUAGUGAGAGAGGAAGGGUUAGUAAUUGCAAGAGAAGGUGUGACGGCAAAGGAAGGGUUCCAGAAUCAGGGAAGGGAAUUCUCGACAAAGGCACUGUGGCAUGAAAGCUUGGGUUCAGGGUAGGGCCUGGAAGCUGAGGUGAGCACUGUUGCUGUGUGAAAUAGGUAGUGGGGAGUUUGGGGAGCUGCCUUUGGAGGGGUGCUUAGGGAAGGGUUAUGUAGCACCUUGAGUAUGAAUGGAGCGUGGACUGUAGUUUCAGCGAGACAUGUUCUAAUAUGCAUUGUCGAAAUCCAACAUCCUAUUGGAACUUGGAUAUGCUACCAUUAGAGUGGCCUGUUGGGACACUAUUGGAACAUUCCAAUUAAGAGUGAGGUCUGACUUGGAUCAAUGUUUCCUUUAAAAUGUGGAAGGAUUUAAGGGGUCAGGGGAUAACAGAGUGAAGCUAGAUGCCUUUGGUGGGGUCUGUAUCCAUCAUAACUGGUGCAUGAGGAGAUGCAGGCUGGACAGGUGGGCAAGUGGUUACAUGGCUUGUUUGAGGUAUUUUGAAUUUCGUGCCUAGAAGAGAUGUGGGAUGAUGUGCCUGUGAAGAUUUAAGGCUGAAGGAGAGUUUAGAACCAGAGUUUCCUGGGAUAACAUGGGCGCUAAAUUCAAAAGGGGGUUGUGUUUAAGACAAAGAAGUGUUGGGCCUAGAACUUGAUAAGCCCCCCAAAUAAGGGGACGCUACCUCUCAAAGGGUACUCUACACUCCCACCAUGUCUCCCUCCUCCUGCCUUUUGGGGGUCAUUGCCCUGCCUUUCUACUGACUCAUGAAUUCUCUGUGAGUUUUCUGGAAUGUUCACUGUAGAAGCCAGGCUGAGCUUUGGGUGGAAGGGAGAUGGUGGCCCUCUCCACCUUGAGUGUCAUCCUUGCCCCUGCUCUUGGAGCAGUCUUAUGCUUUCAGGGAACAGUUUCAGUGUUUGUAUUAACUAUAGGGUCCACCAUGAAAGCAAAGGCAGUGUGGAUUGGAAAGCAACACUAAGUUCGGCAAUCUCCCCCUGUCCACCUGACUCUCCCUUUGGAAGGACUGUGUCAGGUGACAUCAGUGUUUGGGUCAUCCCCCUGCCAGGGCAUCCAGGCAUUCUCAAGCAGAUGGUAAGGCCCCUUCCCCAGCUAGCCACAGUCCCUUCCUUGAUUUCUGUCCCUGCUACUCCAAUACGGGCUUUGUCCCAUCUGAAGGGACCAAAAGGCACCCGUUAGCCUGAUUCCACAGACUUCACCAGAGGUGGUGCACCCAAAGGUAGAGGCAAGGCAAUCAGUCCAGGCAGCGUUGGAUGUCUGGUUUGUCCUUAGGCCCUGGCAUCACUGCUGAACUUGUGGUUGUGGCUGCCCCAGCCAUACUGUCCCCUCCCAUUGCUGCUCCCAAUGCACUGUAAAGCAACCGAAGUCCCUGUGCUGAGCAUUAGGACUUUGAGGUAGCUCUUCUUCCUGGCUCGUCCUGUUCUGAGACCUCUGGGCCACAGGGGAGAGUGGAGGAAGGAAGCACCUUUGGGCCUGGGCUGUGGAAGUGUCGAGUUAUGUCUGGAAUGGAAGCGAGUGGUGGUGGAUUCCCCUUACCUGGGCUGCCCAAGACUGUGUACACUGGAGUUCUGCCCUAGCUUCCAUCCCAUGGGCACUUUCUAAACCCACUGUGUGGAUGCUGAUGACUUUCAACUCUGUCUCCUGCCCUGGCCUCUCCUCGAAGGAGCCCAGCUGCCAACUGAUCAGCCUUGCUUGGUGACUGCAGCUUCAGAAACCCCAAGGCCAUCUGCAGCCAUCAUUGGUCUCUCCGCCCACCUGCUCAGCACGCACAUUGACUAGUGGCUUACUUGAAGGCUGCCUGCAUGUGCCCUGGGCCUUUUACAAUCUCAGUCCUGUCCUG